Messenger RNA from Linum trigynum, 1289 nucleotides. The record is from the annotation of a GenBank genome assembly. NCBI's taxonomy places the organism in Eukaryota, Viridiplantae, Streptophyta, Magnoliopsida, Malpighiales, Linaceae.
ACUAAAAUAAAAUUUAUAUUACAUGUUAUUACAAGUAUGUAUUAAACACUUAUUUUCCACAGGUGAAAUCUACCUAACCUGCAUGACCCACCCACCAUCUCACUUCUUUCGUUCCUCUACCUCUCUUCCCCCUCUUUAGGGGUCAGAUCGGGGGGGGGGGGGGGGGGGGGGGGAGCUUUCUGGAGGUCAUUUUGAAGUCCGAUUAAGGCAGGACCAGGUCCAACCAGGGUCCGAUAGGGGUUUGACAACCUUGCUCUCCGUACAUUUUUGUUACCUUUAGCUUGCAUAAUAGACUACUUUCGUAGUUGAUCGUGACGCGAUAAUUAAAAAAUUUUCAAUUUUUACAUUUCACCUCAUUAUUGCCACCAUUUAAACAUAAAAUAAAAAUAAUUUCUUUUAAUCAUGGAUCUCUUCUUCUCCAGGUUGAAUAGGAACAAAUUUUGCAAGUUCCCUCUCACCGCGGACUCGUCAGAAGCAAUUCCCGAAAAUCUUUGGCUGGCGGCGGUGGUAGAACUCUACUUGUUGCAUCUUGGCCCCCUCAUCACCAGACUUGAUAGGUAUUUCAGGGUGGACCUCACCCGUUGCACAGAGAUGGGUAGGACUGAGAUCUUUCCGGGGAAGACACUCCACCAUAUGAGAGUGAUUCGAGUCGAGCAAGGCAUUGAGUACAUCGAUGGCCUCCGACACUCCACCACACCACGCCGUCAUGUUCACCGCAGGACUUCAUCAUCUUUAGCUGGAGCCGGCCCUUCUUCUUCCUCCGACAACCUUGAGACCCGAGUCUCGGCCCUUAAGGACAAAUUUGUUAGGGUAUCGAGGUUCUCGACCUAGAGACAUUCACAGUGCUUGGUGGAGGCGCUCGCCCGUGCUUAGGGUAUCGAGGUUCUGGACGAGUGGUAGCUAUCUCCACCUCGUCGCCAGGAGUAGUCACAAGUUUUGCCAUGUUGGCACCGUUGUACCUCUACCUUCUCUCUCCACCCUUUGACUCUACACUCUUUGUUCAUUCUUUAUGUGUGUUGAAUUUGUAGUACUAUUGUGUUUGUUUUUAUUUUGUGUCUGUAAGAAACACGGAUCUUGGUGCGUUCGGCUAGGGUUAGAAAAUUGGGAAUUGCUAGAGAAUUGGAGGAUAAGAUAAUAGAAUUAGGGAUUUGAUUGAGGAAGAAGAUCGAUUGGAAGCAGAAGGAAAUUCGGUCACCCCUAGAAUUAAUGUUUGGCAUGGCACCAUGUAGUUGUAAGUGAUUUGUGGUGAGCAUUGGUUUUGAGGACUUGAAUAAAAAUGUUAAUAUGAA